Molecule: messenger RNA, 2333 nt
Organism: Cuscuta europaea
Lineage: Eukaryota; Viridiplantae; Streptophyta; Magnoliopsida; Solanales; Convolvulaceae
Source: the annotation of a GenBank genome assembly
UGCGUUUGACGUGAGAAUAAAACUGGUGUUUUAAGUCUCGCACCCAGAGUGUGUGAAGGGUGAAAGAAUAUAACUUGCCGUACUCUCUUUUCUUUCUCCUCUGUCUCUUCCACUAACUUAAAAAAAAAAGUUAGAAAACUGCUCUCAUCUCCAGACAAAUUCAUUUUGUUGGUCGACAAGGGAAUUUUAUUUGGAUUAGGGAUCGGAUCAGAUCGGAUGGAUGGGGAUAGAGGAAGAACGGCAGACAUCGUAGAAGAGAAUAAUAAUAAUAAUGCUUCUGGAGAUGAUCAGCCAACCGUUGACUGGAGGGGAAGACCUGCAAAUCCUAGUAAACAUGGUGGAAUGCCUGCUGCUGCCUUUGUUCUUGGGGUGCAAGGAUUUGAGAUAAUGGGAAUAGGAGCGGUUGGGAACAAUUUGAUAACGUACGCGAUGAAAGAGAUGCACUUUUCGCUGUCAAGAUCAGCAAACAUCGUGACAAACUUUGUUGGGACUGUCUUCAUCUUAGCCCUCCUCGGUGGCUUCCUCUCUGAUUCUUAUCUCGGUUGCUUCUGGACCAUGCUCAUCUUUGCCUUUCUCGAGCUCUCUGGUUUCAUAUUAUUGUCGGUCCAAGCUCAUCUACCACAGCUGAAACCACCAAAAUGCAACAUGUUGGGAUUGGAUGGUGAUAAAUUAUUGUGUGAGGAGGCAAAGGGGUUGAAAUCAUUGAUAUUUUUUGUGGCACUUUAUUUGGUGGCAUUGGGGAGUGGAUGUGUGAAACCAAACAUGAUAGCCCACGGAGCUGACCAGUUCAACCAAACACAGCCUAAGCUUCUAGCUAGGUACUUCAAUGCUGCUUAUUUUGCCUUCUCCGUCGGCCAGCUAAUUGCCCUUACGCUCCUUGUUUGGGUGCAAACUCACUCCGGCAUGGACGUCGGUUUCGGCGUCUCCGCCGCGGCCAUGGCCAUGGCUUUGAUUUGCUUGGUGUCUGGCCUCCUUCGCUAUAGGAACAAGCCUCCCCAAGGAAGCAUUUUCACUCCAAUUGCUCAAGUUUUUGUGGCAGCCUUUUUGAAGAGGAAACGUGCAUUUCCAUGUGAUCCACGAAUGGUUCAUGGGAGCCGCGCUACCACGUCUGAUGAUGUUGUCAUUAUUCGUUAUUCUAAUGCAUUCAGGUGGUUAGACAAGGCAUGUAUUAAAAGCGAGGAAGGAUUAAUUAAGGAGAGUCCAUGGAGGGUUUGUAGUAUGAGACAAGUGGAUCAAGUGAAGAUACUCAUUUCAGUCAUCCCAAUAUUUGCAUGCACCAUUGUGUUCAACACUAUUCUUGCACAGCUCCAAACAUUCUCUGUCCAACAAGCAAGCACCAUGAACACUAAACUCACCAAAACCUUCAGCAUCCCCCCUGCUUCUCUUCAAGCCAUCCCUUACAUCCUCCUCAUCUUUCUCGUCCCUCUCUAUGACUUUGUCUUCGUUCCCUUGGCCCGAAAAUUCAAGGGUCAGGGCAACAAAUACGACAUCACGCCCUUACAGCGAAUAGGUCUUGGCCUAUUCUUCGCGACAUUCUCCAUGGUAGCUGCUGCUAUCAUGGAGAACAAGAGGAGAAACUCAUCGUCCCAUCGCGUCAUCAUGUCUGUCUUUUGGAUAACUCCACAGUACGUAAUCUUCGGAGUAUCUGAAAUGCUAACAGCAGUGGGGCUGAUCGAGUUCUUCUACAAGCAGCCAUUGAAGGGCAUGCAAGCGUUCUCAACCGCCAUAACCUACUGCUCUUAUUCCUUUGGUUUUUACCUCAGCUCGGUGCUGGUGUCUGUUGUGAAUAAGGUCACUGGGCGUUCCUCAUCCCAUGCUAGCGGUUGGCUGGCCGACAAUGAUCUAAAUAAGGAUAGGCUUGAUCUCUUCUACUGGAUAUUGGCAGCAAUAAGCUUCCUUAACUUCCUCAACUAUCUAUUAUGGUCUACAUGGUACUUGCGAGUUCGGUCAUCAUCGUCUUCCUCACCAACAGUCUUGUUUCAUGAGCAUGAAGACUUCAACUCUAAUAAUAAGAAAAGCAUUGUAGGUUGGAAUGAUGUGUAGAGUGUGUGUUCCCAAGUAUAAAUUGCUAAGCCAUAUUUGAUCUGUAUAAUAGUGAUAUGUGUAUGUGUUAAUGUGUUAUUAUAGGGUACAUACUAGUGUAUAUUUGCAUGUGGUAGUAGUGCAGUAUGAUAUGUAUAAAAUAGUACAUUCAGUUCUUCUUUCCACUUCUUUUUAUUCUAGCUACUAGUCAUAUCGUAUAUAGUUUCAUUCUUUGUAAAUGGUAACACUAGUUAUUGCAAUAUAUACUAGCUACUACACAUAUAUAUACAUGAGUGUGUAUGUUUUGAUCA